Messenger RNA from Zonotrichia albicollis (white-throated sparrow), 1297 nucleotides. NCBI's taxonomy places the organism in Eukaryota, Metazoa, Chordata, Aves, Passeriformes, Passerellidae. The record is from RefSeq and is a predicted model, not a curated record.
UUCCACCCAACAUUGACUUUUCCAGCCAAUUUGGGCCAUUUUUACCUCUAAAUCCAUCCCAUUGACCAAAACAUUGCCUUUAGAUGCAACGGUGAAAUUUUAUCCCAAAAUUCAUCCCCAGUGAGGUCAAACCUUGACUUCUCCACCAAAUUUGACCAUUUUCACCCCCAAAAUCCACCCCCAUUCACCAAAAAUCCCCUUUUGACCCAACAGCACCAUUUUUACCCCAAAAUCCCUCCCCUUUUGACCUCCAACCUUGACCUCUGACAAUUCCCCUCCCACCAGACCGCCCAACCCAACCCAACCUGACGGUGACACCCUCGGGCCUCACGGUGCAAGGGCAGCCCCUCCUCUUCCUCUGCAUGGCCCCACCCAGCAAAGCCCCUCGGCGCCACUUCCGCUUCCUCCGGGAUGAGCUUGAGGUCUCCGAGGGCAUCGUGGAAGGUUCUGGAAGCGCCCGGCUGAGGGUGGAGAGGAGCAGCCAGAACCAGACCGGGAACUUCAGCUGCAGCUAUGAGGAGAUGACCGAGGGGCGCUGGAUUGCCUCCUACCCCAGCGAGGCCGUGGCAGUGGUGGUGGAAGACCCGUGUCCGCCCCCCGUGCUUUGGGUGGAGCCUCCGUCUGGCGUGGUCACCGUGGGUCAGCGGCUGCGCCUGACCUGUUCUGCGAGCCGACGUCACUUCCGGCGCCGCUUCCGCUUCUUCCGCGAUGGCAUCGAGCUGACUCCGGGUGACCUCAUCGAUGGCGUCAUCAGUGACGUCACUGGUGAUGGGUCCCAGCUGGUGUUCCCGCGGAUUUCCCCCGAAUUUUCCGGGAAUUUCAGCUGCCUGCUGGAGGAGGAGGUGGGCGGGGCCUGGGUGGAGGCUCCGCCCAGUGAAGGCGUGGCCGUGGUGGUCAUGGGUGGUUUCUCGUCCCCAGCUGAGUUCGAGUUCCCCCCAUUGGUCAUCGGCGGAGUGGUGGGAGUAGCCUUGACGCUUCUGGUGAUCCUAUUGGCUGCUUGGCUAGGCCGGAGGAGGAGGAGUCAGUGGGGGGGAGAGGAGGAUUUGGACCCCAAAAUGUCCCCAGAUCGCCUAUUUUAAUGCCAAAAUUUCCCUUGUCAGGCCAAAAAGGGAACAUUUCACCCCAAAUUUCUCCAUUUUAGUCCCAAAUUUGGCCAUUUUGACCACAAAUUCCUCACUUGUAUCCCAAAAUUACCCCAGAUUUCCCCAUUUUAGUCCAAAAAAGACCUUUUUGUCCCCAAAGAGGUAAUUCUGACUCAAAGUCCCACAUUUUACUACAAAAGUGACUCUUUUGUCCC